Messenger RNA from Manis javanica (Malayan pangolin), 4704 nucleotides. RefSeq names its product NCK associated protein 5 like (gene NCKAP5L). Gene Ontology annotation, biological process: microtubule depolymerization; microtubule bundle formation. Gene Ontology annotation, cellular component: microtubule plus-end. The record is from RefSeq and is a predicted model, not a curated record. NCBI's taxonomy places the organism in Eukaryota, Metazoa, Chordata, Mammalia, Pholidota, Manidae.
UCCCUGUGCCCUGGAGUAGCCUGUCAGGGCUUCUCCACUUGUUCCCAGGGCCUGAUGUCAGAGGCCAUGGACCAGCCAGCCGGGAGUCCUGAAAACCUGAGGCCAGGAGAGGAUGGUGAUGGCAGCAUGGAGCUGGGCACCUGCCAGGAACUCCUGCACCGACUGCGGGAGCUGGAGGCAGAGAACUCUGCACUUGCCCAGGCCAAUGAAAACCAGCGGGAGACCUAUGAGCGCUGUCUGGAUGAGGUUGCCAACCAUGUGGUACAGGCACUGUUAAAUCAAAAGGACCUGCGGGAGGAGUGCAUCAAACUGAAGAAGAGGGUGUUUGACCUAGAACGGCAGAACCAGGUGCUGAGCGCCCUGUUUCAGCAGAAGCUUCAGCUCACGACAGGCUCCUUCCCGCAGAUCCCACUCACUCCUCUCCAGCCACCAUCAGAGCCACCAGCCUCCCCAUCCUUGAGCUCCGCUGAAGGACCAGCCAUCUUGUUGCCUCUAGGGCGCUGUGUGGGGCAGAGAGAGGUAUGUUGGGAGCAGCAGCUGCGACCAGGAGGCCCAGGACCCCCGGCUGCCCUGCCCCCUGCACUGGAUGCCCUAUCCCCUUUCCUUCAAAAGAAAGCCCAGAUCCUGGAGGUGCUGAGAGCCCUGGAAGAAACUGACCCCUUGCUUUUGUGCUCGCCUGCCACCCCCUGGCGGCCUCCAGGCGAGGAUCCUGGCUCCCCAGAGCCUAUCAAUGGCGAGCUGUGUGGCCCACCACAGCCCGAACCCUCAACCUGGGCCCCCUACCUGCUAUUAGGCCCUGGCAGCCUGGGAGGCCUGCUACACUGGGAGCACCUCUUAGGGGGCCUGGGGGAGGAAGAGGGUGCUGGGCGGCCCUGGGGUCCUAGUAAGGGCUCCCCACAGGCCCAGGGCAGUGGAGUGGGGCCACCCUGUGCCCCAGGCAGCAGCUCCUCCUCCUCUUCUGAUGAGGCAGGUGACCCUAACGAGGCACCCAGCCCCGACACCCUGCUCGGGGCUCUGGCCCACAAACAGUUGAACCUGGGCCAGCUCCUUGAGGACACUGAGUCUUACCUACAGGCCUUUUUGGCCAGGGCUGCAGGCCCACUCAAUGGGGACCACCCAGAUCCUGGGCAGCCAUCCACCUCAGACCAGGGGCCCCCACAGCUGUCCAAGUCCAAAGGCCUCCCCAAGUCAGCUUGGGAUGGGAAUACCCCAGAGGCCCCCAGGCCAGGCUUUGGUGCUACCUCAGAGGGCCAAGGGCCCCUCUCCUUCCUCAGCAUGUUCAUAGGUGCGGGGGAUGCCCCCCUGGGCUCGCGGCCUGGCCACUCUUACUCCUCAUCUCAGGUGAAAAGCAAGCUCCAAAUUGGCCCGCCUUCUCCUGGGGAAAGCCAGGGACCCCUUCUGUCCUGUCCUGCCAGAGGUCUCAAAUUUCUGAAGCUGCCUCCAGCCUCAGAGAAGGUCCCUAGCCCAGGAGGCCCCCAGCUUAGCCCCCAGCUCCCCCGGAAUUCCCGAAUCCCCUGUCGGAACAGUGGCUCAGAUGGCAGCCCCUCCCCGUUGCUGGCCCGCAAGGGUCUGGGUGGAGGAGAGUUAUCCCCGGAGGGGGCACAGGGCUUACCCACCAGCCCUUCACCCUGUUCCACAACCCCGGACUCUGCACAGCUCAGACCUCCCCAGCCAGCCUUGUCCACCACACUGUCCCCAGGACCUGUGGUAUCUCCCUGCUGUGAGAAUAUCCUGGACCUUUCCCGGAGCACCUUUAGGGGGCCUUCUCCAGAGCCACCUCCAUCCACACUGCAGGUGCCCACCUACCCACAGUUAACUCUGGAGGUGCCACAGGCCUCUGAGGGCCUCAGAAGCCCUGGAGUUCCCCUCAGUCUUUGUCUCUCAGAAUCUUGCCCCUAUGGGAUCUCCCAGGAGAAGAGUUUGGACAAGGCAGGCUCCGAGUCUCCCCAUCCUGGCCGCAGGACCCCAGGCUCAUCCAAGAAGCCUGGCCAGGGGGCAGGGAGGCGACCUGGGGAUCCUGGGUUCACCCCUCUGCGAGACAGGCUGGCAGCCCUGGGCAAACUGAAGACUGGCCCUGAGGGGCCAGAGAAGAAUGGGGUGCCAGCCAGACCUGGCCCGGAGAAGGCCCGGGGAGCAGGGAGGUCAGGGGAGAGCACUGGAGACAUGGCGCCUCCUCCCCCCAGACCCCCCGAGCAGCCUGAAGCCAAGGGGUCUCUUCGUGGGGCAGUAGCCUUAGGCACAAGCAGCCUGAAACAGCAGGAAUCAGGGCUCCUAGGGGACCCUGGAACCCGAGUCUAUUCCUCCCACUCCAUGGGGGCCCGGGUGGACCUGGAGCCUGUCUCACCAAGGAGCUGCCUCACCAAAGUAGAGCUGGCCAAGAGCCGGCUGGCAGGGGCCCUGUGCCCCCAGGUACCCCGAACCCCUGCCAAAGUGCCAACCUCAGCCCCCAGCCUCAGCAAGCCUAAUAAGAGCCCCCAUGGAAGCCCUACAAAGCUACCUUCCAAGUCACCCACCAAGGUGGUGCCCCGACCUGUGGCCCCACCAGCCACCAAGGAGCUCCCCAAGCCUGACAAGGGGAAAGGUCCGCCUUGGGCAGACUGUGGCAGCACCGCAGCCCAGCCCACACCCCCAGCGCCUGGCCCUGAGGACCCCGGCCGUGGUCCCGAGGGGCGGGCCCCACACUCGGCCAUCGAGGAGAAGGUGAUGAAGGGCAUCGAGGAAAACGUUCUGCGGCUCCAGGGCCAGGAGCGGGCGCCCAACACUGAGGCCAGGCACCGCAACACCAGCAGCAUAGCCAGCUGGUUCGGGCUGAGGAAGAGCAAGCUGCCGGCGCUGAACCGCCGCACAGAGGCCGCCAAGAGCAAGGAAGGGGUCAGUGGGGGCUCUCCCCUCCGGAAGGAGGGCAAGGUGGAAGCCCGGAAGCUGGAGGCUGAGAGCCUCAACAUCUCCAAGCUGAUGGCUAAGGCAGAAGAUCUGCGCCGGGCCCUGGAGGAGGAGAAGGCCUACCUGAGCAGCAGGGCGCGGCCACGGCCCGGGCCCCCAGGGCCAGGGCCCAGUGCAGGGCUGGGGCAGGUGCAGGGCCCGCUGGUCGGCAUGUACCAGGGCGCAGAUACCUUCAUGCAGCAGCUGCUCAACAGGGUGGAUGGCAAGGAAGUGCCGCCCAAGAGCUGGCGGGAGCCCAAACCUGAGUAUGGUGAUUUCCAGCCAGUGUCCUCUGACCCCAAGAGCCCCUGGCCAGCCUGUGGGCCCCGAAAUGGUCUGGUAGGCCCUCUUCAGGGCUGUGGAAAACCUGGGAAGCUGAGCAGUGAGCCAGGAAGGCGGGGAGAGAUGCCCUCGGAGGACAACCUGGCCGAACCAGGGCCCACCUCCCACUUCACAGCCUGUGGCUCCUUGACUCGGACCCUGGACAGCGGCAUUGGGACCUUCCCACCCCCAGACCACGGCAGCAGUGGGACCCCCAACAAGAACCUUCCCAAGACCAAGUCACCACGACUGGAGCCCCCACCCGGGGUGCCCCCAGCUCGUCCCCCACCCCUUACCAAAGUCCCCCGUCGUGCCCACACACUGGAGCGUGAGGUGCCAGGCAUAGAGGAGCUGCUGGUGAGCGGGCGGCACCCCAGCAUGCCAGCCUUCCCCGCACUGCUCACUUCUGCUCCAGGCCACCGAGGCCAUCAGACCUGUCCUGACGAUCCCUGCGAAGACCCAGGCCCUCCCCCUCCUGUCCAGCUGGCCAAGAACUGGACCUUCCCCAAUGCGAGGGCAGCUGGCGGCUCCACUGACCCUUUCCUAUGCCCACCCCGACAAUUGGAGGGGCUGCCCAGGACCCCUGUGGUGCUGCCCGAGGACCAGAAGCGGAGCCUGGAGCCCAGCCACCCAGCCCCUACACCCCAGGGCCCGGCAUUUGGGGGUAGCCGGACCCCAAGCACAUCAGACAUGGGUGAGGAAGGGAGGGUGGCCAGUGGGGGCCCCCCUGGGCUAGAGACCUCAGAGUCUCUCAGCGACUCGCUCUACGACUCGCUCUCCUCCUGUGGGAGUCAGGGCUAAGGGGCUGCGCCACACCCCAGCCCCUCUCUGGAGUUGGAGACCACAGACUGGACCAGCUCUCCUCAUGCCCACCCCCUCGGGGACACUGGGGCCCCUCCCUGAAGGGACCAAGGAAGCAGGUGGAUAAGAAGGUGAAUGGGGUCCCUGGCACAUCCCACCACCCACCUCUGCUGUGGAGAUAACCACUCUCAGCUCAGGGAGAGAUCCUACCCUUGGUCCCUUCUCCCACCCAGAGUAAGGCUCUUCCUCUGGGGACUGGGGUUCAAGGCUGCUGUGUCCCAGCCCCCACUUCCGGCUGAGCCAUUUUGUGGUGCUGGGCUUCCUGCCCUCCAGCUGUGCCAUCUCUGCCCAGCGUGGCUGCUUCCUGCCCUGGAGCCCCUGGGGGCCAGCCCGUGCUGGUGGAGGGGGCAAGGGAUCAAACUGCCUUCUCUGUCUGCCCCCAUCCUCCCUGCUGUCUGAUGGUGCUGCCCUCCUUUGCCCUGUGUUUUGGGGCCGAUUUGUCUUUCUGUUGUUGGGUUUUUUUUAUAUAUUAAAAUUAAAAUGCCUGGCUCAGCCCCCACCCUGCCAUCCCCACAUUGCGGUUAAUUUAUCUGUUAAAAAUGCGGCUGUCCACUUCCAGCCUCUGCUUCUGCCGUAUCCCUAAUAAAACAUGGAGGCCCA